AUGCCAAAGAACGCCGAAUACCGGCCACAUGAGGGCAAAUUUGGGAUCGUGACUGGGGGCUCGAGAGGGAUCGGAGCCGCCAUCGCUCGCAAUCUAGCUGCCAAAGGGUGCUCCCUCCUUCUCAUCUACACGUCCGACUCAUCGACCGAACCCACGCAAGCUCUCUGCAAAGAGCUCUCUGAGGCCCAUGAUGUCCUCUGCUUCCCGGUGCAGGCCGACCUCGCCGAGCCGACUCGCAGCAUCCCUCACAUCCUGGUCACCGCAAAGAACCACUUUUCGCACCCUCGGACGGGCACGUUCCAGGUGGACAUCAUCGUCAACAAUGCGGGCAUCGCCGGGAACAAACUGCUGAACGAUCCGGACAUGGGUGCGAUUGAAGAAACACAAUUCCGAAAACAAUACAACGUGAAUGUCCUUGCACCGUUACUGCUGGUUCAGGCGUGCCAGCCAUACCUCCCCAAAGACCGGUCCGGACGCAUCGUCAACGUCUCGAGCGUGUCGUCGUCCAUCGGCUGCGAGUCACAGUCCAUAUAUGCAGGGACGAAGGCGGCGCUGGAAGCCAUGACGCGGGUGUGGGCACGAGAGCUGGCGGAAAACUGCACAGUCAAUGCGAUCAACCCAGGGCCCGUGUGGGGAGACAUGUACAGCAUGGCGGGAGAGAAGUUCUGGAAAACCAACCAGAAAUAUGUGGACAGUGCGCCGCUGAUGGAUUACAAGGGCGGUGAUGACACGGUCAGAGCCCGGGCGGGCGGUGACCUUGAGGAAUACGAUCGCAUCGUGUUGCAAGGCAUGGGUGGGAAGCGGCCAGGAUUCACUGAUGAGAUUGCGGGCGUGGUGGGCAUGCUUUGCUCCGACGAGAGCGGAUGGACGACAGGCAGCGUGAUCUGUGCGAACGGUGGCAUGAAAAUGUCAAUAGCAUGA
Messenger RNA from Fonsecaea erecta, 921 nucleotides. RefSeq lists its product as hypothetical. Bases 1 to 921 code for a protein of 306 amino acids. The record is from RefSeq and is a predicted model, not a curated record. Gene Ontology annotation, molecular function: oxidoreductase activity, acting on the CH-OH group of donors, NAD or NADP as acceptor. The transcript has 2 exons. Lineage: Eukaryota; Fungi; Ascomycota; Eurotiomycetes; Chaetothyriales; Herpotrichiellaceae.